Molecule: messenger RNA, 1879 nt
Organism: Punica granatum (pomegranate)
Lineage: Eukaryota; Viridiplantae; Streptophyta; Magnoliopsida; Myrtales; Lythraceae
Source: RefSeq, a predicted model, not a curated record
AGACGGCCCAAAAACUUCCCCUCCGCUCUUCUGUGGAGGAAACUGAACCAUCCCUCUGAGCUCAGCCCCCCAAAAACAGAGAGAGAGAGAGAGAGAAGCUCUCGACGACGCAAGUAGCAAAUCGGACACCCAUAUAAGGGAAGGGGGAGGCGAGAAGGGAAAGGCGGAAAAAGAAGAAGAAGAGGAAAGAGGAAGAAGAAGUGCAAGAAGCACGAGGAGAAGAGCAAGAGAAAAAGAAUAAGAAGAAAUGGCUUUGAAGCUCAACACCAACGGCCCAUUCCUCCAAUCCCAAAAGCUGUCAUCCUUUGCGCUCCCUCCAAUGGCCAACAACCUCAGCCUCAGAUCUCCCAAGUUCGUCAUGGCCUCCACUCUCCGCUCCGGGUCUAAAGAGGUUGAGAAUGGCAGGAAGCCGUUUAUGCCACCUCGAGAGGUGCACGUGCAAGUGACCCACUCAAUGCCUCCCCAGAAGAUAGAGAUCUUCAAAUCACUGGACGAAUGGGCCGAGCAGAACAUUUUGGUCCACCUAAAGCCUGUCGAGAAGUGCUGGCAACCCCAGGAUUUUCUUCCCGAUCCUUCCUCUGAGGGGUUCGAAGAGCAAGUAAAUGAACUGAGGGAGAGGGCAAAGGAAAUCCCUGAUGAUUAUUUCGUUGUAUUAGUUGGAGACAUGAUCACAGAGGAAGCACUUCCAACUUACCAGACGAUGCUUAACACUUUGGAUGGGGUUCGAGAUGAAACUGGUGCGAGCCUCACUUCUUGGGCUAUUUGGACUAGGGCAUGGACUGCAGAGGAGAACAGGCAUGGUGAUCUUCUCAACAAGUAUCUCUACCUUUCAGGAAGGGUAGACAUGAGGCAGAUUGAGAAGACAAUCCAGUAUUUGAUCGGAUCAGGAAUGGACCCACGUACAGAGAACAGCCCUUACCUUGGGUUCAUCUACACCUCGUUCCAAGAACGAGCAACUUUCGUCUCUCAUGGGAACACCGCGAGGCUCGCGAAGGAGCGUGGGGACUUGAAACUGGCCCAGUUAUGCGGGACCAUCGCCUCUGAUGAGAAGCGCCAUGAGACUGCCUACACCAAGAUAGUUGAGAAGCUCUUUGAGAUAGAUCCCAAUGGCACGGUCCUGGCCUUCGCCGAUAUGAUGAGGAAGAAGAUCUCGAUGCCUGCCCACCUGAUGUACGAUGGGAAGGACGACAACCUCUUCGAAAACUUCUCUGCUGUGGCGCAGAGGCUCGGGGUUUACACAGCCAGGGACUAUGCUGAUAUUCUCGAGUUCUUGGUGGGCCGAUGGAAGAUCGAGGAGUUGACCGGGCUCUCAGGAGAGGGGCAGAAGGCCCAAGAUUAUGUAUGUGGGCUGCCUCCGAGAAUCCGGAGGCUUGAGGAGAGAGCCCAAGGAAGGGCGAAGGAAGCACGAAAUAUUCCUUCAGCUGGAUUCACGACAGGCAAGUGACGAUCUAAGGUCGGUCUCAGUCCAUCUCUUUUCCAAGUACUUUACCUUCCGUUAUAUCUUACAGCCCGCAUGGUUAAAAACUUUAAAAUGUUCCCCAAAGAAGAAAGAGAUCAUUAGUGUUAUAUGAGAGGUAUUUGUAUGGGAGUGUCUUCUAAGCUGUGGUAUGUACGAUGUAGAUACAGUUUGUGUCUCUCUUUGUGGGUGUCAAGUUUAGAUAAUUGUCGGGAAGGGGUGAGCAAGCUGUAGUAGUCCUUUUCGGUCGAUGUCUUGCGUUUUCUAUCUUUCCUGCAAUGUUUUUGUUUCCAUUUGAAGUCUGCUUUGGCCCUUUGGGGACUUUGUGUUGAGUGUAACCAGAAAAAUUCUGUGCCAAUUUUGAUGAUGGGGACAUUCUCUGGUACUUCCCCUGUUUUAAAUCCGAGAAAUUCUUGUCUCAUA